AUGGAUUUGAAUGUGAAGAGUUCAUCCCUUGAAUCCACAGUUCAUUCAUUUUCAACCCCAAGAAAAAAAAACCACUCGAUAUGGCUUUACAAACAAUCAUCAGAAUAUGUUACCGUGAAAUCGUUGUUUCUGUUCAAGUCAGUAUCGAAACAAUGGUUCUCUCUCAUUUCCGAUCCAUAUUUCGUCCACAGCUAUUCCCUUCAACGGCGUCUUUCAGUUCAAGGAUUGUUCUUACACAAAAAUUCUUUCACUCCCAACCCGGAAUUCGAAUUCAUUAAACAUACUAGUGAUUUCUCCUGCAACACCACGACUGCUCUAUUGGAAGACUUGUCAUGUUUAAGAAUUGAACAAUCUUGUAAUGGUCUUCUCUGUUGCAGGAACUACAAACAAAUGAGUUUUGCUGCUGCUGCCAUUGACGGUUUCGACAGUGGAUGCUGUUAUUAUUUGAGUAGUAUUGCUGGAUCGGUGAUAAGGAUGGUUGCUGUCACAAUUAUGGCAGUAAUGAUGAACACAGGUGAUGCUUUCGAUCCCAUCAAAUCACGUUAUUACGAAGUCGUCCAUGUUUUGAGAUACUCCGGUGCGGAAGUCCUUUAUCAGAUUGAAAUAUAUAACUCAAAAACUUCUUCUUGGAGACUCUCUGGAGAUCUUUUUGCUAAACCAGAUGAUCUUAAAUUCUACAAAUCUGGUGUGUAUUGGAAUGGUUCACUGCACUGGAUCAGCUCCAGCGCUGAAUAUUUAAGAUGCUUCGAUGUUGGUGGCGAAGUAUUAAAGGAAAUCUACGUGCCUCCAAUGACAUCUGGUAAGGGAAGAGGUAAAGGGAAGGUUAGCUACUUUGGGGAGUACAAGGGUCAUUUGCAUCUUAUUUUCGAGUACGAUAUAACUAGUAAUCCAUGUUUUGAUAUACUGGAGAUGGAUACAGAUUAUAAGUGUUGGAACAUUAAGUACCAUGUUAAUCUUGAAGUUUUCUUGGAGGGCUUCAGUACCAAUGGUUUAAUGCAUAUCAGUACAUAG
Molecule: messenger RNA, 1011 nt
Organism: Papaver somniferum (opium poppy)
Lineage: Eukaryota; Viridiplantae; Streptophyta; Magnoliopsida; Ranunculales; Papaveraceae
Product: F-box protein At5g07610-like
Exons: 5
Coding region: 1-1011 (336 amino acids)
Molecular function (GO): protein binding
Source: RefSeq, a predicted model, not a curated record